This is a messenger RNA of Manis pentadactyla (Chinese pangolin), 1735 nucleotides long. It is a transcript of the gene ZMYND12, whose product is annotated as zinc finger MYND-type containing 12. The coding region runs from base 167 to 1000 and encodes 277 amino acids. The transcript is spliced from 7 exons. The record is from RefSeq and is a predicted model, not a curated record. NCBI's taxonomy places the organism in Eukaryota, Metazoa, Chordata, Mammalia, Pholidota, Manidae. Gene Ontology annotation, molecular function: protein binding.
UUCGUGGUUUUUAACCCCACAGACACUACCAAGUGUCAGUCAGACUUAGGUCUCCUGCCGGCCUUGAAAUGCUGUAAACGAGGCCGCCCCGUGGUGGUCACGUGACUGGCGUGUAGCGUUUUCUCGCCAGGCAACCGUCCUAGGGACCGACACUGCUAGCUACGAUAUGAACGUGAUCUACCCCCUGGCGGUGCCCAAGGGGCGCCGGCUCCGCUGUGAGGUGUGCGAUGCCCCGGCCGAGCGAGUGUGCAGGGCCUGCACUGUCACUUAUUACUGUGGUGUGGUUCAUCAAAGAGCUGACUGGAGCAGCAUCCACGAGAAAAUAUGCCAGCUGCUGAUUCCAGUGCGCACUUCCAUGCCCUUCUACAACUCAGAGGAAGAACGGCAACACGGCCUGCAGCAGCUCCAGCAGCGGCAGAGGCAUUUGAUUGAAUUCUGCUACACUGUAGCCCAGAAGUAUCUCUUCGAAGACAGACAUGAAGAUGCUGUCCCAGCAGCUCUGCACUCUCUUCGCUUCCGCAUUAAUGUGUAUGGCCUGAGCUCAGUAGAGCUUGUGCCUGCUUACCUGCUGUUGGCUGAGGCUAGCCUUGGUCUGGGCCGGAUCGUGCAGGCUGAGGAGUAUCUUUCCCAAGCCCAGUGGACAGUCCUCAAAUCAACUGAAUGUAGUUACGCUACCCACUCUUUACUGCAUCGGAACCUGGGACUUCUCUACAUGGCUAAGGAAAACUAUGAUGAAGCCCGUUAUCAUCUGGCCAAUGAUAUUUAUUUCGCCAGCUGUGCAUUUGGAACAGAGGACAUCAGGACCUCAGGAGGCUACUUUCACCUGGCUAACAUAUUUUAUGGCCUUAAAAAGCUGGACCUGGCAGACACGUUGUACACCAAGGUCUCUGAGAUCUGGAAUAAAUUUUUGGACAAUCACCACCAAGUCCUCUCACAGGCUCACAUCCAACAGAUAGAUUUACUGGGUGAACACUUUGAGACCGACACUGGCUUGGGAUGAGUCCCACAGUGAAGAGUGAGGAUAGUUGGAUGGUGUUGAAGAGGGGAGCCUUCUUGGAGGAGAGGUUUUGAACUGAGCUUUUAAUAAAUUAAUAACUUCAUUGAAUUUUCUCUCAUUAUAUAAGUGGUUCUUCAGAGCAGAAGACUUAGAAAUCACAGAAAUCCAAAGAAAGCCAACCUUAACAUUAUGGUAUAUGUCCUUUCUGUCUUUUUCUCUAAGCUUAAUACUUGAAAAGUGCUUUUAAGUUUCUGGCCCAAAAAAAAAUCAGAAUAAGUGAAUAAAGGCAACUAAAGUUAACUAAAGGACAAAAAUUGUUGGGAGAAAUAGUAAACAGACACUCAUGUGGAGGAAGCAGAAAGGCUAUGGCUGAAGCAUCUUUGUGGUUUGGGAAAGAAGAGUUAAACUGUUUGCAGGUGCAAGAAACCCCAGCUCCCUCUUCUUGCUCUGGAGGGAGCUGAGUUAGACUCAAGGAAUCCUGCUGUGACAAGUUCUCUAUAUUUGGGUCCUAAGAGACCUAGAGUUUGGGACUCGGAAAGAGAGAAAUCUUAGCAACCUUGAGAGCUGUGGCAGUGAGCAUGUUUAAGGUCACCCUGAUAAUGACAUGCUGUGCACGUGGUGGCAGUCUGCAGGUGAAGAACUUGCUGUGGGCUGUGGGCCUCACUAGUGCCCCCAGAAGGCCCAGUGUUCUAACAGCUCAGUGCUUAUCCCUGGGCGUAGGCUCAGCUGCCCCGAGGG